Messenger RNA from Camellia sinensis, 876 nucleotides. RefSeq lists its product as uncharacterized. The record is from RefSeq and is a predicted model, not a curated record. NCBI's taxonomy places the organism in Eukaryota, Viridiplantae, Streptophyta, Magnoliopsida, Ericales, Theaceae.
AUGAGUGGGUAUAAAAACGUUGCAAACAAGUUCUUGGACAAAACCGACAUUCUACAUUCGGCCAAACAAAUGAAAAACAAGUAUGGCAACUUGAAGAAAGAUAGGGUUGCUUGGAAGAAGCUAGAGAAUGUUAGCCAAGGCUUGAUAGGACUUCGGUACGACCAAGAGACGGGUUUGUUCACAGCUCCUGACCAUUGGUGGGCAAAAAUACAAAUGAUGAACAACCGACGUGCUAAGUUCAAGACGAAGCCUUUAGAGGACUUGGAGCUCAUGGAACGGGUGUACUCUGGCGUAGCUGCGACGGGUAAACAUGCAUGGACUCCAACUGAACUAUGCGAUGAUGAUGCUGCUGCGGCCAUUGCAACCAAGGACAGCAGUAUGAGACCUCUCAGUGCUGGCACACCACCACAUCCGGGCCAUGAUAUUGUCGAGGAGAACGUGGUGGAUAGUUCCUUGUUUGACGAUGCUCCCUCGCAGUCUGCCCCUAACGAAUCAGCCAAUGCAGAACAUCGCAAGCGGCCAGCGCCUGGUACUAUCGCUAGUAGCAUGGACAACCUUGUCGAGGCUGUCAGCAAACAAAGCCGGGAAUUGAAAAUAAUGCAAUAUGUUGUCACAGGGAAGGGUGAGAACACUAUUGGGGAUUGUCUUGCAAGGCUAAUGAGCAUGCCUGGAUUGGAGCCAGGCGGUAAGUUAUUUUCAUUCGCUUGUGCCAUAAUGGAUUCACCCGAUAAUCGUGACAUCAUUAUGUCCCUUCCCCAAGAUUACAUUGUCAACUGGUUAAAAGAGAAGCGUGCUUGCACGCCGGCCAAUGUUCGCAGGGAACGUGAACGAGACGUACAUUUGUUCGGGAGUGAUGGUGUGGUUGAUAUGGAUUAA